Messenger RNA from Annulohypoxylon truncatum, 1560 nucleotides. RefSeq names its product short chain dehydrogenase. Gene Ontology annotation, molecular function: ketoreductase activity. The record is from RefSeq and is a predicted model, not a curated record. The coding region runs from base 235 to 1233 and encodes 332 amino acids. Gene Ontology annotation, biological process: fatty acid elongation. Lineage: Eukaryota; Fungi; Ascomycota; Sordariomycetes; Xylariales; Hypoxylaceae. Gene Ontology annotation, cellular component: endoplasmic reticulum. The transcript has 2 exons.
GGUUAGUCCAAUAAGGUGUCAAUGACCCACAUUAGCUUCAGCACAGCACCGAUCUUCGUUACGCCAACGAAACCCCAACAACGCCGCAUCAAAUAAAAAAACUUUUCUUUUCUUUUCUCCUUCUCUUUCCCAUCUUUCGUCUAAGAAGGACGGCACAACUCACGAGAACUGCCUAGAUAUUAGGCCCCCGAGACGACUUAACAUAGGCUCUAGGUUCCCUCUAUCGCAUUCAAUAUGGACUCUGUGAGCGAUGCCCUCGCUUCGAUUCCGCAGAGCGUACAAUUGGCCUUUGCUGGUCUCGGAGCUCUGCUCGUGGCCUCUAAGAUUCUGAGCUUCCUGAAUUUAUUCCUGAACGUCUUCGUCCUGAGCGGCACCAACCUUAGAAAAUAUGGCAAGAAAGGCACUUGGGCUGUGGUUACGGGUGCCUCAGACGGCCUAGGAAAAGAAUUUGCUACUCAACUCGCCGCAAAGGGUUUCAACCUGGUCUUGGUAUCCCGAACCUUGUCCAAGCUAGAAGCGCUAUCUCAGGAGCUCGAAAAGAAGUUUGCCGGAUUGGAGACGAAAGUGCUCGAUAUGGAUUUCUCUGCUGACGACGACGCCGACUACGCUCGCCUUGCCAAGCUGAUCACCGGUCUCGAUAUCGGCAUCCUUAUCAACAACGUCGGCCAAAGCCACAGCAUCGCCGUCCCUUUCCUCCUCACCGAGCAGAAGGAGCUUGAAAACAUCGUCACCAUCAACUGCAUCGGUACCCUGAAGGUCACCCAGGCCGUCGCCCCUGGCAUGCAGGCCCGCAAGCGUGGCUUGAUUCUUACGAUGGGCAGCUUCGGCGGCUGGAUGCCGACCCCGUACCUAGCCACCUACUCCGGAAGCAAGGCAUUCCUGCAGCACUGGUCGUCCGCCCUCGCCGCGGAACUGAAGCCUAGCAACGUAGACGUCCAGCUCUGCCUCAGCUACCUUGUCACCACCGCCAUGAGCAAGGUCCGGCGCGCGAGCGUGAUGAUUCCCGGUCCCAAGCCGUUCGUACGGGCCGCCCUGGGCAAGGUGGGCCUCGGAGGUUGGCAGAGCAUGGCAUAUACGUACACGCCGUUUUGGAGUCACGCGCUGAUGGCGUGGGCCGUCGAGAACACUAUCGGCGUCGGCCACCGCCUUGGCAUCUGGGUUAACCUAAAAAUGGAGAUGGAUAUCCGGGACCGAGCUUUGAAGAAGGCAGCCCGAAACGCGAAGAAGGAGUGAGAUGUGACGGACGAGGCCGCUUUGGAAGUGAAGGAGAGCGGUCUAGGAUUUAAUGUGGGUACAACAUGAAAUAGGGCACUGUUAGAGUUAUGUAAAUACGUAGGCUUGAAUACGUGGAUGAUUACAAGAUAGCAACGUUGAUGUCAAGGAACAGAACUGGUUAUGGAGUUUGGCAUUCAUCUCAAGAUUACCUCGCUAAGCAUCUACCCAAUAAACAGUUUGGAAUCAAUGCAACUCAGUCAUAACUCUUGUAAAUUUGAGCAAUACUGGAUUAUUCACUGUCAUCUGGAUUUUUCUUCAUUGGCAGCUACUAGUAACCAGUAGCUA